CUCCGAGCCCCAUGAUUGUAAUUACAUCUAAAGUACCCCAAGCGUUCCCUUCUGGCCUUUAGCCUUCAUUGGACCCUUCUUCGCAUCCCUGCUUCCUUCCCCAUUCAGGUUCUGAUUAGAUGUUUUACAGUGCCAAGAAUUCUCGCAAACCUCACUGAGUCAUCCCUAAUAGGUCGCCGUCGAGAUCUUUCUCGUGCUAGUGAAUUGGGGAAGAAGCAUGAGUGCACGGAAGAAGACUCCGUUUCAGAAACAUAGAGAAGAAGAAGAAGCAAAGAAAAAACGAGCAGAGGAUGAAACGGCUCGUUUAUAUCAAGAGUUUGUGGAAUCAUUUCAAGCAGAUAAUACGCCUGGUUCUAAGGCAUUUGUUAGAGGAGGCUUGAUCAAUCCCAAUGAGAGGAUGAAGCCUGAUACUGAAGGUGGAAAUUCCAAAGAUGAGGUUUCUGGUUUAAAGAAGGGGAGUAGGUAUGUCCCAUCUUUCAUACCACCUCCUUUGGUUACCAAGGGUAAAGAAUUUGACAAGAAGAAGGAGGAGAAGCCAAGGGAAAAAGAAAAGGGGAAGUCAAGGAACAUUGACCAUUUUAUGGAGGAGCUGAAGCAUGAGCAGGAAAUGAGGGAAAGGCGAAACCAAGAGCGUGAACACUGGCGUGAUGCUCGCCAUGGUGAUAAUUCUGCACCAUCUAGCCGGUUCGAUGAGCUGCCAGAUGACUUUGAUCCAAGUGGAAGGCCUGGAUCAUUUGAUGAUGGAGACCCACAGACCACAAAUCUUUAUGUUGGAAAUUUGUCACCUCAGGUUGAUGAAAAUUUCCUUUUGCGGACUUUUGGAAGAUUUGGACCUAUUGCCAGUGUGAAAAUAAUGUGGCCUAGGACAGAGGAGGAGCGUAGACGCCAAAGGAACUGUGGUUUUGUAGCUUUCAUGAAUAGGCUUGAUGCACAAGCUGCAAAGGAUGAAAUGCAAGGUGUGGUAGUUUAUGAAUACGAGUUAAAGAUUGGCUGGGGUAAAUCUGUGGCUCUUCCAUCACAAGCACUUCCUGCUCCCCCUCCAGGUCAAAUGGCCAUCAGGAGUAAGGAGGUUUGGCUUUGUUUCCCAUCCCUCCCCAAUGGCAUUUUCUAUGUUUUACAGGGUGCCACUGUUAUCUUGUCUGGCCCUUCAGGUCCUCCAGUUACUACAGUGCCUAGUCAAAAUUCUGAGUUGGUUCUUACACCAAAUGUGCCUGACAUUAAUGUUAUCCCACCAGAGGAUGAUCACCUUCGCCAUGUCAUAGAUACCAUGGCUCUCUAUGUUCUUGAUGGUGGUUGUGCUUUUGAACAAGCAAUAAUGGAGCGUGGUCGUGGAAAUCCCCUAUUUGGGUUCUUGUUUGAACUUGGGUCUCAGGAGCAUACUUAUUAUGUCUGGAGGCUGUAUUCUUUUGCCCAGGGGGAUACUUUGCAACGAUGGCGAACAGAACCCUUCAUCAUGAUUACUGGUAGCGGCAGGUUUGUGCCUUUCUUCAUCUGCUUUUGGUCUCGAGACUGGGCUACUCAGGGGCAAGUGGAUUCUUCUCAAAGUUGGAUCGGUAAAAAUUCUCUCAUUGGUGGUGGACCAAGACAAAAGCUGAGGCGGGUGGAAGUUGAACUCAUAAAAUAUCGUGAAUAUUUGGAAGAGCAAGGCACAAAAAGUUCAGAGGAAAUUGAGAGAGAAGUUGAAAGCCGUCGAAGACGAUUACUAUCUGAUUGUGGAUUGUUGGAUAUGAAUGAAGAUGCUUCUGGAAGAAGGAGGUCAUCUUUGGAGAGAAAAGACAAGAGAGAUAAUUUGCAUGAACCUGUAAGGAAGCGUCGCCGCAGCCGAAGUCGAAGUAAUAGUCCUCCACGAAAAUCAUCUAUGAAAGACAGGGAUAGGGACAGUGAAAUUAACAGAGAAAGAGAGAGACGUCGAGAAAGGGAAAGACAUGGUUCAGAAAGUGAAAGGGGAAGGGAUUGUGAAAGGGACCGGGAAAAAAGUGGAAGCAGGGAGAGGGAUGAUCAUGACAGAGAAAAAAGCAGGGAAAGGAGAAGGGUGAAAUGAGUUGGUAGGUGUGAUACUGGAAAUGAUUGUUGGUUGCAAUGAAGAGGGGCUUGGUUUGCCUUGGGUUGAAAUAGGUUCCUAACAUUUGUUUGAACUUGCAGUGCUGCAUAAUGGUUCUGAUCCCAAGAUUGAGCUCUCCGAUUUCCAGGCACAAACGGGCUUUUUUUUUUUUUCCAGAAAUCUGCCUGAAUCAUUAUGUUAGUCAUUUUGGAAACUUUUAUAGCCUCAGAUUUUCAGUGAAAGAUGUUAUAUCAGUUGCGAGCCCUUUUAUAUAUUAAUUAUAUAAAAUAUGCCUUAGAAUUUUCUCCCGGUCUAGUAGAGCAUGACACAAGUACUUAGCUCAGUAAUUCUGUUUCUAUAUUGUUUCAGGCAUUAGCCUCAUCUGUCUUUCUGUCAAAAGUUUAUGGCACUAUCAAUCACUUUGA
Messenger RNA from Coffea arabica (coffee), 2466 nucleotides. Lineage: Eukaryota; Viridiplantae; Streptophyta; Magnoliopsida; Gentianales; Rubiaceae. The record is from RefSeq and is a predicted model, not a curated record.